Molecule: messenger RNA, 5578 nt
Organism: Neolamprologus brichardi
Lineage: Eukaryota; Metazoa; Chordata; Actinopteri; Cichliformes; Cichlidae
Gene: epha10
Product: EPH receptor A10
Biological process (GO): ephrin receptor signaling pathway; axon guidance; protein phosphorylation
Cellular component (GO): dendrite; plasma membrane
Molecular function (GO): ATP binding; protein binding; transmembrane-ephrin receptor activity
Source: RefSeq, a predicted model, not a curated record
CAUUCGCUCGAUUCAAACACUGAGUGCGUCUCUGCUGCGGUGCGUUGCGCGCAGGCUGGAGAGAGAUGACAAGAGCCCCGCGGAACUGGCCAGAGAAACAUGGAUCUCCGUAAAACGCUGAUUUCGGUGCUUUGGAUAUUAUUGCUGAACGAAGUGAAAGACUACAAUGCAGAAGAAGUGGUGCUGCUGAAUUCUAAAGAGACUCAAGCAGAGCUUGGCUGGACGUCCUAUCCCCCUAAUGGAUGGGAGGAAAUAAGCGGCGUAGAUGAGAAGUAUAAGCCCAUUCGGACAUACCAGGUGUGCAAUGUGAUGGAGCCCUUGCAGCAGAACAACUGGCUGCAGACGGGCUGGGUGGCACGUCGAGGUGGACAGCGCAUUUUUGUGGAGCUCCAGUUCACUCUGCGUGACUGCAACAGCAUCCCUGGUGUAGCAGGCACCUGCAAGGAGACCUUCAACCUCCUGUAUGUCGAGUCAGACAGGGACCUUGGAGGUGUGACGCGAGAGGACCGCUAUACCAAGAUAGAUACCAUUGCUGCUGAUGAGAGCUUCACGCAGGGUGAUCUUGGUGAGAGGAAGAUGAAGCUGAACACAGAGGUGCGCGAGAUCGGCCACCUCAAUCGUAAAGGGUUCCACCUGGCAUUCCAGGAUGUCGGUGCCUGCGUGGCACUGGUGGCUGUGCGGGUUUACUACAAACGCUGUCUCGCAACCGUCCAGAACCUGGCAGUGUUCCCCGAUACAGUGGCCGAGGCAGCGUUUGCCACGCUUGUAGAGGUGCGCGGCACCUGUGUUAACAACUCUGAAGUUGACACAGACAGCCCUCCCAGGAUGCAUUGUAGUGCCGAAGGUGAAUGGCUGGUGCCUAUUGGGAAGUGCAGCUGCAGCGCCGGCUAUGAGGAGGGACACAGCAGCUGUGAAGCGUGUCCACCUGGCUCUUACAAGAUGUCGUCCAGACAGCAGGAGUGUUUCCCCUGCCCAGCCAACAGCGUCGCAGAAGACGAAGGAUCCAUGGUGUGCUUGUGUGAGGAGGAUCACUUCAGGACUCCUUUGGACAAUCCCUCAGCGCCAUGCACACGUCCCCCAUCCCCUCCCAGAGACUUGACCUAUACUCUGAAGCAGUCCACGCUGAUCUUGGACUGGGAUGCUCCGUCCGACACAGGGGGCAGGGUGGAUUUGACCUACAGUGUGGGAUGCCGGAAGUGCAUCGAGAGGCAGUGUGAGCCAUGUGGGGCUAGCGUUGGAUUUGUGCCUCAGCAGGUUGGCCUGACAGAAAGAACUGUGACUGUGGUCAAUCUUCUUCCCAACACCAAUUACACAUUUACUGUAGAAGCCUUGAAUGGAGUGUCAGAGCUGCUGCCCAACAAGAGGUUCUACACACAAGUCAACGUGUCAACAAGCCUGCCUGCGCCAUCUCUUAUCAGCGAACUGCGAGCAGAGAAGAUCGAACAGAAGAGCAUAACCUUGGUGUGGAGAGAGCCCUCUUAUCCCAACAGCAGCCGGACUGGAUAUGAAGUCAAAUACUAUGAAAAGGAACAAAAGGAUCAGAGUUAUUCUACCGUGAAGACUGCCGCCACACGGAUCAGUGUCAACAACCUUAAGCCCGGCACCACAUAUGUCUUCCUCAUCCGCCCCUUCUCGACACCAGCUCCUUCCUCAGCCUUGUCUUCUUCCCCGCUCUCAUCUUCCUCCUCUACGUCCUCUUCCUCUUCUACAUCAUCCUCCUCUUCAUCCUCAUCCUCGUCCCCGCCGCCCAUUGAUUACGGGGCGUACAGCACUCCCCUGGAGCUGCAGACACUUGGCGAGUUGGCACUGGCGUCCAGUGAACAGAAUCCAGUGGUGAUCAUUGUUGUCGUGUCUGUGGCUGCCCUCAUUAUGCUGCUCUCCAUGGGAGCUGGACUGCUCAUCUGGAGGAGCAGCGUCUGCUCAGGCUCUUCCAAUGUAACUCCUGCUAGCGUGGUGCUGCUCUCGACCUCCUUCUCCACCCUUCCUCCUCCUCCUCUUCUUUCUCCUCUUCCUCCCUUCACAGAGCUGAUGCCCAGGCAAUGUGGCUACAGUAAGGCUUCCCAAGAGGGAGAUGAGGAACUUUACUUCCAAUUUAAGAUCCCAACACGGAGGACCUACAUUGACCCCGAGACUUGCGAAGACCUGCUUCAGGCUGUCCACGCUUUUGCCAAAGAGCUGGACAACUCGAGCAUCAAGAUCGAGAGAAUUGUGCACACAGGUGACUUUGGGGAGGUGUGCCGUGGCUGCCUGAAGCUGCCCAGUAAGAGAGAGCUGCCUGUGGCCAUAAAGACGUUAAGGGCUGGUUGUUCUGACAAGCAGCGCCGUUCCUUUCUUAGCGAAGCUGGCAUUCUUGGGCAAUUUGACCACUCUAACAUAAUCCGGCUGGAGGGCGUUAUCACCACUGGAAACACCAUGAUGAUCAUAGUGGAGUGCAUGUCUAACGGAGCCUUAGAUUCAUUCCUUAGGAAACAUGAAGGCCAGUUGAGUAUAAUGCAGUUGAUGGAUAUGCUGACCGGAGUGGCGUCGGGGAUGAAGUACCUCACCGAAAUGGGCUUUGUCCACAAACGGCUCGCCGCGCACAAGGUGCUGGUUAACUCCAACCUUGGCUGCAAGGUGUCUGGCUUCAGACCUCUUCAGGAGGACAAAAUAGAGGCCAUCUACACCACGCUGCAUGGAGGGAAAAGUGUGGUGCUGUGGACCGCUCCAGAAGCCAUCCAGUACCAUCGUUUCUCCUCUGCCUCAGAUGUCUGGAGCUUUGGCAUUGUCAUGUGGGAGGUCAUGUCCUACGGCGAGAGACCCUACUGGGAUAUGGGCAACCAGGAUGUGAUAAAGGCCAUCGAGGACGGUUUCAGGCUGCCAGCUCCAGUUAACUGCCCUCCACAUCUCCAUCAGCUGAUGCUGGACUGUUGGCAGAAGGAGAGGACGGAGAGGCCAAGCUUCAGUCAGAUCCACUCGGCCCUCAGCAAGAGCAUUCGCUCGCCUGAUGGUAUCGGUUCCUCCACACUGGCGCGAAGAACCCUGAGUUCAUCCAUUACACUAGCUGACAGGCCUCUCCCCACCUUCCCAUCUUUUAACUCUGUUGGAGAGUGGCUGGAUGCAGUAGACAUGGGCCGAUACAAGGACAACUUCACUGCUGCGGGAUACUGCUACUUGGAGUCUGUGGCACGAAUGACUGUACAAGAUGUAUUGAGCCUUGGCAUCACUUCCCUGGAGCACCAGAAGCUGAUACUGGCUGCCAUCCAGACUCUGAGAGCCCAGGUCAUCCAAAUGCACGGGCGUGGUGUGCAGGUCUAAACGGUCAACUCACCUAGUCUCGUGCUGCUGCAGAUCCUUACAUGUGUGCAGAUGGAUGAUGGGGUGGAGGCGAGGAGAGAGAGAGAGAGCUCUUCCAUACAUAAAGAUAGAUGAGCUGAUCUUUCAGCUAUUUACUCCUCCUUCCCACACUUCCUCAUGCCUUCCUUUAUUCCUUCCUUUCUCUUUUCAACAAGUCCCCCUUGAAGACUGCGAUCCGUUGUGACAUUGUGUUCAUGUCAUAACCGGGGGGGGGGAUAGCAGAGGAGUGAUGUCAUGUGACUUUUUGUGACCUCUAUCUGCACUUUGACCUUCAACACCUGCGUUGGCUCCAUCUUACUGGUUCUAGAUCAGCGCAUAAAGACAAAUUAAAAAUGUCUCUGUCUGAAGCCGAACUCUGAUCUGUGGGAGAGACGCGCACAGCAAUUUUGAACUAGAGCUCGAAGACACGUGAACAUUUGGGGUGAAAUAUCCCUUUACAACAUGAAUUCACUAAAACCAAGAUAUUCUCGAUGAAGGGAACUAUUUUAUUGGCCUUGGGUCAAAACAAUGCCUCAGAACUAGCACAGCUGAUUUCACAUCAACAGGAACUGAUUUACUACGAAGAUACAGAAUCACAUCAAGAACGGUCAAAGCUGAUCUCAUAUCAGAUGGUAAAGAAAUACUCUAAAGAAUAAACAUGGCUGGAAUGUAACUUGCGUUUUCAAAGCAGCAGGUUGGGAAGACCGUGCUAUUCAGGUUAGUGAAGCCGGAGAUUGGAUGAAGCCGCAAAGUGGCAGAAUGAGAGGGGCGAGGAUUCAUUGUAGUGCUAUAUACGUUAUCUAAAGUUUGCUCAUGGCAUGAACGGACUUAAGUAAAAAUAUUUGUGUUGAUAUUAUGCUGUUCUUUCAGCAGGGAUAUCAGCAUUCAUUUAUCCUGUUUGGUACUACUGAUGGUGAAACAAUCGCUGCAGGAUGAAAUUGUAAAGAAAAGGGUUGAAAAUGUGUUUUUGAUUGUUCAUGAAUUUGUUGUACGUCGCUGUCUGUUUCGCUACUCCUAACUACGUUUGCUUUAGUCCCUAUAUCUUUCUCUUCUUCUCCAUGCUUUCUGUGUGCAUUUAAAGCUUAAAUCAUUCCCUUUAGUUUGCUGGAUUUCAUCUGGAUAACACGAUCCUCCUCUCCAAAGGCUCUCACUACAAUGUUUAUUACUCUGUAUAGGACUCGGGCUAUCUCUGGAAGGUGGUCUGAUUUUAGAUAUUUAUCCAUAUUUAUUUAUGUUUACAGACUGCAACACAGACCUCUCCAGAGAGGAUGUUGGGAUGGUUUAUUUAAACUUAAGUAUUUAAAAAAAUAAUAAUUUGAGCAAAGCAGUUGUCUUGUUUCGUUUUUGAUCCGUUGACUUAUUUCGACUGUGAGUUUGUACCUGAACAAAUUAUUUUGUAAAGAGGAAGUGAGAGGAACACUGGAGGAUUUUUACUGUCAGCACACAGUAUCUGUGUAUUUCUAUACGCUGGAUUUGCAACAGUUAAUUUUAGGUUCGUUACCGUUUAGAUUUGCUGUAUACACAUUACAGUGUGUGCGUGUGUGUGUGUGUUGCAGUACGGAUACAGUAUUACAGAACAUCAAUGAUAUUUUUUUCCUUUUGGUUGCUAUUGGAUUGUCAGGUUUAAAUUUAUGUUGCUGUUAAUAUCAUGCUCCAUCAGACUAUAUGGUUGCACUUUUUCCAGUUAACUCCCAGAAUUCCCUGUGUACAGCAAUCUGGCUUUUCCAUUUGGUUGGGGAAGACAUUUAUCGGGGCAUUACAGAUUCACAGUAGAAGGUGCAAAAAUUAAUUGGAAUAAAUUUGGUAAAAAUGUCCCUCCUUGUACCCUCCUUUUGCUAUAAAACGCAUCACACGUAUCCAAAAAUACACCUUUUAAACAGACACACAAGACUACAAAACAGCCUGGACCUCUUCACCACGAUGAAUGAAACCGGAGAUGUUUCCCGCUCUGUCCCCCAAUAUGUUGCUGUGACCAUUACGAUAUGUUUAAUAUUGUAUAUAUGUAUUUGAAAAUGCUAAAUCUAUUUUUAUAAUUUGUUUGAAGAACAAUGUGUUGAAUAUAAUAUCUGCUCACUGUGUAAGGGUUUUAUUUGUUUGACUUUAGGGCAAUAGCCAAGAAACUCUGAUGUUUGGAAUAUACAACUGGAAAAAAAAAAAGUUUCUUUUGUUUUUGUUAGUUUUUAAAUGAUUUUUACCCGUUAGGAGAAAAUCUGAUGGCUGUUGCAAUAUUGAAAUGUGUUAUUAAAAAACUUCCAAUACGAGCACA